AAAUGUGUAUAAAAAACACGAUUUGAUCUGUUCGUUUUGCUGCUUAUGUAUGCAUCAACCCCGGUAGUUCUGUCUCCGUUUCCUGUUUGGGGGAGGAACUAUUUCCUGCCCGCGAGCGCUUAAUUCAAACAGUUGCUUUCCCUCCAAAAAACUGGAACGGAAGGUUGCAGAAAUCAGCGAAGCUGCACAGCGAGUUGCACAUAGCUUUUAGUUUUGUAUUACUUUUGGUAUUUUUUUAACCGUCUUCUGGUUCUUAACUGUAAUACUUUGCUACCAUGCCUGUGUUAGACGUCGUCACGGAUGCUUCAGCAGUCUCUCCAUCAAAGAGAGCUCGGACAGAACCUAGAGCAGAGGAGCAAAGAACGGUUCUUAGGUUUGCUAAGCUCUCUGAGAAUGCCACGACCCCCACGCGAGGCUCAUCCAAGGCAGCAGGAUAUGAUCUGUACAGUGCAUAUGAUUACACCAUUGGUCCCAUGGACAAGGCCAUUGUGAAGACAGACAUUCAGAUUGCAGUUCCUCAUGGCUGCUAUGGGAGAGUGGCCCCAAGGUCUGGACUGGCUGCCAAGCAUUUUAUUGAUGUUGGUGCUGGGGUUGUAGAUGAGGACUACAGAGGAAACUUGGGUGUUGUGCUUUUUAACUUUAGCAAAGAAACAUUUGAAGUGAAAAAAGGGGACAGGGUUGCUCAGUUGGUGUGUGAAAGAAUCUGCUACCCAGAGCUGGAAGAGCAAGAGACACUUGAUGAUACGGAGCGAGGGUCUGGAGGCUUUGGAUCGACUGGACGCAACUGAAGACCUCGAAACAAAUUUGAAGUGACAAUACACUGAUGAAGUUAUUUUAUGUUACCUAGGUGCUAAUAAAGUUUAUUUUUUACAGUUUCAUAAACUACA
Molecule: messenger RNA, 887 nt
Organism: Oryzias latipes (Japanese medaka)
Lineage: Eukaryota; Metazoa; Chordata; Actinopteri; Beloniformes; Adrianichthyidae
Gene: dut
Product: deoxyuridine triphosphatase
Biological process (GO): dUTP catabolic process; dUMP biosynthetic process
Molecular function (GO): dUTP diphosphatase activity; magnesium ion binding
Source: RefSeq, a predicted model, not a curated record